CACAAAUGACAGACGGGCAACAAACCAUUUUAUCAUCCAUACAAUCAAUGCAGAAUUGUCUAAUUACAACUCGAAAAUCAAAAUAAAUUGUUCAAAACAUUAUGCCCAAAAGCUAAUAUUUUCCAAUAAAUUGUAUUUCAUUCUUUAACUCCAUUGUGAAUUACUUUGAAAAUAGGUGUUUGCUUCUGUCAAAACAACUCAAUCUCCUCAGCACGUAUGUUGUGGCACCAUUGUAAUGUGUUGGAUGUCAUGAUUGUUUAAUAAUUUACACCUACUUCCUACAGAAUUGUAAUUUCUAUUUAAGUUGCCAAUAUUAGCUGAUGUUUAUAAGAGCAUUCGUUUGGAAGAAUUCGUAACUUACUUUUCUCGUCUUCUUUCGCCUUUAAUUAUUUCACAAUUGUAUCAAUAUUAUUUCUAUUGUGAAUGAUCUACGUCGCUUUAGUUGUAAUUCUGUAAUAUUACACGAUUGAGGUUGGCUUAGUGCAGAUUUAGUAUGUUUCCUUGGAUCGUAUUCACAUAGUGUCUUUAUUGUCUGAAAACGUCAAAAGCCUGGAGGGCAACGUUUGCCAGUUUCAAGUCGUACAGAGAGGUGUCACAUUGUUUGGAACCUGUUGAUGGAAAGACCUGUAUUGAAUGUGUGAAUUAGAUUCCUGAGUAAACAGUGUUUAACGAAGCAAGGCCUGAUAGCGCAUGUCAUGAUCAGGUUCUCUGAAGGAUCUUCUAGCAGAAAUGGGAGAAAUGCACGGCGCUCGCCGAGUUGUUACAUUCUGUCUUCUCACAGCUGUUCUGCCAACAGUUUUGCUUGUUAUUCCUCUGUACUUGAGACAUAGUAUGUAUGCUGAUGUAAUUUAUUCCGUAGCAGAGUCUGAUGUUUUAGAGGCUGUAGAGGGAAUAUCUACAGUAUUUUGCCAGGAGCAAAUCUUAAGAAUGAAUUCUACUUUCCAUGCAUUUCAACUGAGGCAAAUGCCACCUCUCAGCCAUCAAAAGAAACAUAUCCAACUUAAAAAAAGUAUGAUUUUACCAGAUGACACUGUGGAAUACUGGGGUUUUUAUUUACUUGCCGGGUCUAAUAUAUCUUUGCUCGCCUGUUCUAGGUAUGAUGGUGCUGGAAUUCUUGUUGUCAAAGGUGAGAAAAAUUUAAAAACCUGUCAGUCAAUGGAAACACAAUAUAAAAAUGUAAAAUACCAAAAGGGAAACAAAAUAAAGUCAAAUGUGGGAAAUUCCUGGGAAACUAGGACUAGCCAAAUUAAAAAUGAAAAAAUAUUUUCUCAUGUGACUCCAGCGACUGAGAAGAGAGAUUUAGUUAACCAUACUUUAAAAGUUACAAACGACAAGAACAUUGAAAAUGGAGAGAAUGAUGCCCUUGAAGAAUUGACUCGAGAACUUAAAGAAUUCAUUUCAAAUUUUCCAACUAAUAGAGACAGCUUAGAAAAUUCUGAAAAUGAGUCCCUGGAAGAAAGGCAAAAAACUAAGAAUCACACUAAACCUGGUUCACUGCCCAAUCUUUCACAUGUAAGAAAUACUACCAAGAAAAACGACCAAAGAAUUUCAGAUGUUACAAAUGAAGAACAUGAUUCAAAAGCAAUGAAACACAAAAGAGCAACAAAUCUUCUUGCAAAAGAGUUGCAAAAUUUGGAAAUCAAUGUUGAUGAUGACAAUGACUCUCUUGAAAACAUUAGACCAAAAAGAAAAACUUCACGUGUUGAUGGCCACAAGUGGGAUGCUGCUGUAGGUCAUGGUGGUAAUGCUAAUGUUACACAAAUUGAAUCGUCUGAUUCUAGUUUUGAAGACAGCCUUAGGACGUGCUAUAAUGAUCAACAAUUAUUUUCAAAAUCCUUAAAUGCCUCACCAUACUGCUAUAGUAAUUAUUCUCUGAGUCAUCAUAAAGUGGGAACUUUGCAUAUUGAAUCAGAUGGGUAUUAUUACUUUAUUUUUUACAGUGAUAAUGAUUUUAAUGAUAAUCCUAUUCAUGCCCAUUUUGAUAUAUACAAAAUGACAUAUCAACACACAAAUUUUACUCGAGGUUGUGUUAACCAAACAGAAUGCAAGUUCCCAAUUACUUUCUGGUCAAGUGAAAUUGUGAUUGUAGAAGUGCCCACUCAUGAUGGAAUUGAACAUGAAGAUGGUGAUGCAUCUGUAUUAAUUUCUAGUUGUUAUCCUCGGAUGUCAAUAUAUGCCAUAUUUCCUGUUGCAGUUUUAUUUCUAAUUCUAGGUUGUGCCUUCCUGUAAUGUUUUUUAAAAUGCAUAAUUUGGAAUAUAUUUUAUAAUUACAAUGUUCAUGUUAAAUAAUGCUUAAGUAUCAAUAUUGAAUAUCUGUCUCAAAUUUCUUUACUUAUUUUUGUAUUCCUCUUUUGAGGUAGAAUGGCAGUUGCCACAGUCAAAGGUGUCCCUGCACUAAGAUGACGAUAACUUUGGAAUGUUGACAAAUCUUCAGUUAUUCAUUAGUUACAAAUCGUGUGGUCACCGCUUCCUUUACUGAGUGUGGUGCUAAGUAGAAAUACUGACAUUUUUAUCACAGAAGCAUGACAUACUGUACAACAUGACAUAAUCUUUUUUCAAUGCUUUUUUCACUUCUUCCCACCAUCAUUGAGCUCAAAAUAAACAAGAAAUAAUGUAGUUAAAAAAUAGUAUUUGUUUUCUCUCAAUAAUAAUGUAACUUUACAUCAUGAAAUAAGUAAGAGAUGUUUUAGGGACUCCGCUCCUGCCUAAGUAUUUAGUCUCCAAACUUCCCUUUGUCAUGGUAAUUAAUUUAUUAAUUUUUGGCCGAUUCCUUGUUACACUUUGCCAUUACUGUGAUAUACCUGACCUGCCUUGAGUUUAAUUUGUCUUAGUCUGCAUUGCAAAUUGUUUCUUUCUUUCUUUCUUCCUUCCAUGGAGGAGUUGGAUCACAUCCUUCACAAUGCUCCUUCAUAUUUACUGAUUUUUUUCUCUGUCAGAGUUGGGUGCAGAACUAUUUAUAUUUGCUAUAUGGUAGACAAGAAAACUUGCAAAAUUUGGGAAAUAUUUUCGUGUCAGUGAAGUUUCAUAGGCUAUAUCAUCAUGUGAAAUACAAAAUAUCGAAUGUGAAAAAUUACUUAUUUUCAGGUAUUUCAUUAAUUCAUUCAAACAAAUCUAUAAGAUCAGUUUUGACCAUUGUAUUCUAUUCUUGACAGAGGGAUUAAGGGUUUUCUAAAAAGGAAACGCUUUUGCUAAUUCAUUGUGUUUAUUACAUAUAAAAGAACUGUCAAUUGAUGAUGACAAAAAUAUGGCUUUUUCACAUUUGAUUCUUCACGGUUAAUUCAACAAAAUGCACUCAUUUUUCUCUACAAUCCUUUGUUGUUCUUUGAAGUUUAUUCCUGAUUAAGGCACUGAAUUUGACCUAGCUCCUUUUUUUUUCCAAUUACCUUUACUCGCCCAAACUACCCAAAAUAAAAAAUGUCUGUGGUUGCAUAACAGCACAUUUAUUUAACAUUUAGUAGUUGUGAAAUUGCCUAGAGUUUCAUGAUCUAAAUUUAUGGAACGGACUAUAUAAAUGUGUAAAGGAAUAUAGGAGACCGGUAGGGUGGAUUAAAUUUUAUUCGCAUGAAAUAAUUAUUGGUUUUUAAUUGAAACAUACACAUCAUAUCAACAUUCCUCUUUUUGUAUACAGUGUUUCUAUUUGGGACCAAAGAAGUUUUGUUAUUUUUCAAAUGUACCCAGUAAAUUCAUUAUGCAACUUAAGAAUUUUAUUGUGAUAUUAUGCCCCAGAGAAGUAUAGUACAUAGAUCUAUAAUAAAACAUUGAAUGUAAUUUGCAAUGAAGUAAAUGUAUCCUACUUUAUGUAACAUAGAUAAUGAAUUUAGUGCCUUCAUUUAAAAUUUGCAUUUUCUAAUGAAUCUGCUGUUUCGACUGAAAUAUUCACAAUUAAUUCAUUGUCUUCCAGUACUUUGUGAUAAUUUACUGUGAUAUGUGCAGUAAAAACUUUAGUUCUUAAGACACAACAAAUACUAACCCUUUCAAAAUUCAUUCAUCACAUCCUUAUCUUGGAAAAUGUAUGCACUUGAAUGAACAUUUCAUAGACUGCUAAGAGGUAAAGAUUAUUUUUUCCCCUUUAUAAAGAAAAUUCAGACUUCAAUUAAUGUAAGUUUGAGUUAAAAAACACUACUGAGUAGUAAUUUGAUACAAAUGUGUCAACUUUUUUUUUCUUUUUUUAAACAAAUCUAAAGGUUAAGAACUCUAAAUGUAAAAAUAGUUAAUUUUUAUAUGUUAGAAUAUGUAAGUAUUAGAUUUUGAAAUGUGCAUACCACAAAAUUUAUUAUUCUCUUUAAAUGCGGACAUUCUUAGUAAUCUUGUCUUGAGUAUACCUGUUAUGUGUCAAAAUUUCUUUUUAAAUCAAUGUAUGGGUUUCUGAAGUGGAUAUAUGUUUCAAUUUUUGUUUGGUUAUUAAAAUAUAAGUUUUCAAACAUUUCUUGAGAUAUUAAAGGAAUGUGUAGUUCCAGUUGUAAUGAUAAUCUUAUAUUUCAUCCAUUAGAACAAUGUAAACUGUCAUAAAAUGGAUAUUGUUUUUGGCAAAAUAAACAAUGUUAUUAUUCCGAAAUAAAUAAAAAUUAUAUUGUAGAAUAAAAAUUAAGAUACAUGGAAAUAUAAAAAUGGAUAUCACUACUUAUAUAAUUUGUGAGCUUGAAAAUAUGCCAAUCUCGUUAAAAUAAUGAGCCUUCUUCUAUUUGAAUGCUACAUGCAAUAUUUAGUUAUUUCAGUUUAACUUUCUAGAUUUUGUUUAAAUAGUGGUAAUGAAUAAAAUAAUUUAACCCAUGAGAGUAAACAGAUUUGAGUCGCUUGUGAAAAUUAACUCCCUUGGCUCCAAUCAUCCUCUGGAAUGCUAAACAUUUUCAUUCGUGAGUAAAUUAUUGUUUUACACUUCUGUACUAUUACUAUUUUUGUUCUGUCCAGUAAUUUUGACACAUUAAAACAUGAUUUGUUAUAUUAGUUCUUGAUAUGUAAUUGAAGAUGUAUUUUUCAUUCUAGUUCAUAGACGAAGUAAUUAUUGUACUUAUCUACUGCAAAGGAAUCUGUAAUUGUUAAAUAUAAUAUAUUAUACAGUUAUUAAAUAUUGUAUAUUUAACAUGUUAUGUAAGUUGUACAAAGUAUUUUAACAUAUCUGGACAACACACAAACCUUUUUGCAAAGACUACCAAAUCGAUUACUCUUCGACGAGUUUACUAGUGUAAGACUGAAUUUGUAACAUUAGAAACGUUCCUAUGUGUAUAUACAGAUGUAUAAUCAUUUUUCACUAUAAUGCAAAAUUUAUUUUAUGUAUUAGAUGUAAGCCUUGGAUGGAUGAAAAUUGUCAGUAUCGUGUGUUUAUAUGCAAAAUAUUGCAAAGUACUUGAAAAUGAUAUUCAGAAAAAAACGAUUAAAGGAGACUGUGGCAUCACUAGACUUGGUGACUUAACCUCUCCUGUUGUAAAGUAAUAUAUUUAUGAAAUUUAAUUUAUUGAGAUGGCAUCUUACACUUUUGCUUUUCAAUGAAUCAAUUUUUUCUGUCCAGUCAAACAUACUUGCAGCUUUAUAAAAGUCAUUCUUACUUUAUAAAAUCAGUUUGAUAUAGAUGUACAGAUCUGGAAAUGUGUACAUACAAGGCACCUGCCCUUACCCAGUAAUGUCUUUGAUAACUUCAGACUUAUUUUAAGUAGUAAAUUAUGUAAUGUUUUGUGGUACAUGUGAACAGAAAAGUAAGAUUGAAAGAAACAAACUAUUGCAUUGCUAAUAGUUUGUAAUAGAUCAUAUAAUGAUAUUUUUUAUAUUUUUAUUGGCCUAUUUGUAAUAUUAGUUUUGUUGUGUAUGAUUAUUUUACUAAUGUGUAAAUAUUGUAAAAUAAAUGAUUUACAUAAAUA
Gryllus bimaculatus (two-spotted cricket) is the source of this 5852-nucleotide messenger RNA. Lineage: Eukaryota; Metazoa; Arthropoda; Insecta; Orthoptera; Gryllidae. The record is from the annotation of a GenBank genome assembly.